This is a messenger RNA of Orcinus orca (killer whale), 1707 nucleotides long. It is a transcript of the gene SPZ1, whose product is annotated as spermatogenic leucine zipper 1. Gene Ontology annotation, cellular component: nucleus. Lineage: Eukaryota; Metazoa; Chordata; Mammalia; Artiodactyla; Delphinidae. Bases 219 to 1370 code for a protein of 383 amino acids. The record is from RefSeq and is a predicted model, not a curated record. Gene Ontology annotation, molecular function: DNA-binding transcription factor activity. The transcript has a single exon.
CUGGAGGAGGAGAGAUGGAGCCCUAGUUCCUGGUCCCCUUUCCCACCCUCCUUCCCCCUAAGUUGUGUAAGAUGUUACCUUCCACCUAAACAUCAUCUUCCUGGUUUCAGACCUUAACUCUGGUCUCUGAGUUCUGCUUAGUUCCACAUUCUCUACCCAUUUGCACAGAGGACCACCACCUUCCCUUCCUGGAAUCUCUAAGGUUUUCUGCUUUGCUCAUGCCCUGGUCAUCAGCCCUACUAAUUCAGUCUGAGAUGGAAGUGGCCACCCUCUCCAAAAUGCUUAAGUCUCCUGAUCUCAAUGAAGAGUCUUUGCACCCUAGGAUUAUCAUUGCCUUAUUUGAAAUUGGAUCACUUCCCCCUGUUUCUUGCAGUUCUCUCCCUUCCCUAAAAAACAGUGACCAUGAAGCAACUGAACAACGAAUUGCAAAGAAGUUUGAAAACCUCUUAAAAGAAAUUAAAGAUAUUGUUAAACAUAAGACAAGUUACGAAGAGAAGAUCAUAGAAACAAAAGAAUCUUUUGAGGAAACCAAUAUCUCUGAGGAUGUGUCAGAACUUAAAGAAAAAAUCAGAGAACUUGAUAAAAUAAAUAAAGUACUAUUGGAAAAGCUACUUGCUCGUUGGGACUCAGGGAAAGAACAGAACUCAAAGAAACAGGAGAUGAUGUUGGAAAACCAGAACUCCAAGGACACCAUGCAAGGUUGUGCAAGGGGUUUGGUAAACUGUUCAGAAGAAAAAAGAGCCCUUCAUGAAACUCAACUAAGUAAGGAAAAAGCAAAGCACAGAUUCCCUCUUGUCCAAGAAGAAAAUAUCAAACUGAGGUACAACAUGGAGCAGUUACUACAGGAAGCAAAACACUGGAGUGUGCAACAUACUGAGCUCAGUGAACUAAUAAAAUCCUAUCAGAAAUCUCAGACAGACAUCAAAACUCUUGAAAAUAAUGGCGCCCAUUCCCCAACUCAAACGAAUAAUGGGGUGUCAGCUAAGCAUGAGCUGGAAGAACAAGUGAGGAAACUGAAACAAGACACAUAUUCACUGCAUUUGAUUGCAGCUUUGCUGGAGAAUGAAUGCCAAAUCUUAGAGCAGACGGUAGAGCUUCUCAAGGAAUUCCAUCAUCAGAAAGGGGGACCUCUACAAGGGGAGCCAAUUCAGAUAAACUAUGAGCAGAACAAGAAAGAACAGAAGCUAUCAGAGGCAGAGAAGGUCAAAAUACAUAAGCAAAACAUGCAAGAAAUGUUUCAAAAAGGAGACCAAUUCUAUAGAAGCCUGGAUGUUUGUCAUAAAAAGAAAGCUAGUAAUAAUUUGUUCAAUACUCAUAUUGCAAGAAGAGCUCUUGUAGGAAAAAAGAGGCCAGCCAGCAGCCUAAGUUAGAAAAUACCAAAAGUAGAAGAAAAGGCAGUUCUUUAAAAAACUACAGUAUAUCCAGCUCCAGGCAUGUCAAUCAUCAAACCUAGGAUAGACCUUUCGUUUCAACCAAGAAAUAGCUAUAGAACAAGAAGAUUAACAUUUAACAUUAUUCAUUACCUCAGUGGUUAGGUAAGUUUGGUCUUUAAUGACCAUCAGUGUCAACUUUUGGUCACAUAUGUCAUCUUUACAAUCUGUUUUUGUAGUUAUUAGAUAGAGAUCCUAUGACACUUAAACCCGAAGUGAGAAUUUACAGGUUCAAAUAAGUAAAGAUCUAAAUAAAAACCACAACAAACAAAGGAAA